Loxodonta africana (African savanna elephant) is the source of this 1849-nucleotide messenger RNA. It is a transcript of the gene CES3, whose product is annotated as carboxylesterase 3. The transcript has 13 exons. The coding region runs from base 50 to 1849 and encodes 599 amino acids. The record is from RefSeq and is a predicted model, not a curated record. Lineage: Eukaryota; Metazoa; Chordata; Mammalia; Proboscidea; Elephantidae.
UCUCACUCCACCUGCUGCUUCUGCUCACGGCUGGUUGGGAGUGAGGAGCAUGGGGACAGUGGUAAGAGCUGGGACCAAUGUCCAGGUCUGGGCAGUCUGUCUGCUCCUGGCAUUCCCCACCAUGGCCACUGGUAAGACAUGCAAGCUGGGCCUGCAGAGUGGGAGCUUCCGGUUGGUGGGAGAACUUGGGGAGAGGGGCCAGGAGAGUGAACCUGGAGUUGCUCAGCCUGAAGUAGACACUACCCUGGGCCGUGUUCGAGGCCGGCAGGUGGGCGUGAAGGGCACAACCCGUCGUGUGAAUGUCUUUCUGGGCAUCCCGUUUGCCCAGGCACCACUAGGGCCCAGCCGGUUCUCAGCCCCGCGCCCGGCACAGUCCUGGGAGGGUAUACGGGACACCAGCACGGCCCCGCCGAUGUGCCUACAGGAAGUGGAGAGAAUGAACAACUUCAGGUUUUUGCUGAAUGGAAAGCAUCAGGUCUUCUCUAUUUCAGAGGACUGCCUGAUCCUUAACAUCUACAGCCCAGCUGGGGCCACUGCAGAGGCUGGGAGGCCGGUCAUGGUGUGGAUUCAUGGGGGCUCAAUGAUGGUUGGUGCAGCCACUUCCCAGGACGGGUCGGCCCUGGCUGCCUUUGGGGAUGUAGUAGUGGUCACAAUCCAGUACCGCCUUGGUAUCCUUGGCUUUCUCAGCACUGGAGACAGGCAUGCGCCAGGCAACUGGGCCUUCCUAGAUGUGGUGGCUGCUCUGCGCUGGGUGCAGGGAAACAUCACCCCCUUUGGGGGCAACCCCAACUGUGUCACCAUCUUUGGGGGGUCUGCAGGUGGCCUCAUUGUUUCUGCUCUGGUCCUGUCCCCGCUGCCUGCGGGGCUGUUCCACAGAGCUAUAGCACAGAGCGGAAUCAUCACAGUCCCAGGGAUCCUGGAUUCUGACCCACUUUCCCUGGCUCAGGACUUUGCGGACUCCUUGGCCUGCAGCUCCAACUCCACAGCUGAGAUGCUGCAGUGCCUUCGACAGAAGACAGGUGAAGAAAUGAUCCUUACCAAAGAGUCCCGCCAGAAAAUUAAUAUCAUGCCCUACACCAUUGAUGGUACCUUCUUUCCCAAGAACCCCAAGGAGCUUCUGAGGGAGAAGCAGUUCCACCCUGUGCCCUUCCUCCUGGGCGUCACCAAUCAUGAGAUUAGCUGGCUUGUCCCCAGGGGCUGGGGUAUCCUGCAACAGACUGAGGAGAUGAGCCAAGAGGACAUACUGACUCUUCUGAGGGCCGCAAUGACCACAAUGGACAUCCCCCCCGAGCUGUGGCUCAGCGUCCUAGAUGAAUACGUAGGCAACACUUUGGACCCACGGACCAAACGCGAUGCAAUUCUGGACUUGAUGAGUGACAUUUACUUCAAUUUUCCCAUCGUGAACUUCUCAAGAAACCUCCAAGAUUCUGGGGGCCCCAUCUUUUUCUAUGAGUUCCAGCAUCGACCCAGUUCUUUUGUGAAAAUCAGGCCAGACUGGGUGAGAGCUGACCAUGGGGCCGAGAUGGCUUUCGUGUUCGGGGGCCCCUUCCUCACGGAUGAGAACUCCCUCCUGGCCUUUCCAGAGGCCACAGAGGAGGAAAAGCAGCUGAGCCUCACCAUGAUGUCUCAGUGGGCACACUUUGCCAGGACAGGGGACCCCAAUGGCGAGGGGCUGCCUUAUUGGCCCGUCUUCAACCAAUCGGAACAAUACCUGGAGGUCAGCCUGGCGCCACGGGUUGGCCAGAAGCUCAGGGAAACCUGGAUGAAGUUCUGGGCAGAGACACUCCCCACUAAGAUCCAACAGUGGCAGCAGAAGCAGAAAGGCAGGAAGGCCCAGGAGGAGCUUUGA